AUGGUCUACCAGCACAGCCUCAGCUUCAGCAUCUCCUCCCACACCGCCCUACAUAAGCUGACGCGACAACUCGGCGAAGCCGGUCUAGCGAACGUGACUCGCCUGCGCAUUGACUGGAAUGACAACCCCAUCAAUGUAUACGCGUUGCGUAAUAUAAAGCCGACAGUUGGAGCCUUGCUGGCGCAGUAUUCGAGACUGAAGACGCUGAAGAUUGCACUACUUCCGAGAGCCGACCGUCCCACUACAACGAAGCCUGAAGAAUUCGUGCGGUUGCAUGGCUUGGGUGACCUGGCGAAGAAGGGAGUGGAAGUGGAACUUUGUCAACAUCGAGACCUGCGGUAUUGGUUUGAGUGGUAUGGAAAGGAGACCGCGUGGGUUGACGCUGUCGGCGCUAUUCUAGAUGAGGCGAAGGGGAAGAAUGGGAGGAGAGAUGAAAACUCGUUCGUGGUGUGA
Messenger RNA from Mytilinidion resinicola, 453 nucleotides. RefSeq lists its product as uncharacterized. The record is from RefSeq and is a predicted model, not a curated record. The transcript has a single exon. Lineage: Eukaryota; Fungi; Ascomycota; Dothideomycetes; Mytilinidiales; Mytilinidiaceae. Bases 1 to 453 code for a protein of 150 amino acids.